AUUCUGUGUUCCAUCAGAAUGCGUGGUACGGAUUUCCAAGCGUUACCUUAGGCAUAGCCUUUAGGCGAGCAAGCCGUAUACCCCAAAAAUAGUAGGGAAAGCUAACGUUUACGCAAAAACAGGUAACUAAUAGGUAGACGUUGGCAAAUCUUUGUGGAUAUAGCUAACAUACAACCACAGCUAGCUAUUUUAUAUGAACAAAAACUAUAGCUACCAGCCAGAAAAGUGAAGAUGGCGACAAUUGUACCGGAAGUUGUGCAGUGCACCAUACUGAAUUUGAAUUGUCUAAGUUGUGCUAACAGUUGAGGAGCUGGCUACAAGGUAGCACACGAUUUGGCUAUGCUUUAUUAAAUUGCUAUAUUUUUCAUUACACACUUUAGUAUUUGUCGGGUACGAAGGACAGUUUGCAAGAAUGUAGCUUGCUAGAGAAGUUGCAGUAAUGCCGAUAUAUUGAGAUUUUGUCUAUUGAAUAUGACCUCGUUACCGUCACCCCAGCAGUACACAGCAUCAAGCUCAGCAUGCAACAUAUUACCUGGUGAUGGGAGUCAGGUGCAGCCCAAAGCCCCUCUCCUGCAGAUUCUGCGUGUGGCUGGAGCCCAGGAGGACAUCUUUACCCUCAAGGAGGUGAUGCACUACCUGGGCCAGUACAUCAUGGGGAAGCAGUUGUAUGAUAAACAGAGGCAGCACAUAGUGCACUGUCAGGACGACCCACUGGGAGAGCUGCUGGAGGUCGAGAGCUUCUCCGUCAAAAACCCCAGUCCAGUCUACGAGAUGCUGAAGAAGUAUUUAGUUGUGCUGAAUUGUUCAGACGCUGCAGAGAGUCUUUCUGUGGGCCGUGAGUGUGUAGAGGGCGGAGUGGAGGACCGCGGUCAGGUGUGUGGGGGCGUGGCCAAGGCGGGCCUGGUUGUGGCCAGUGACGAGGCCCUCCCCAUGCAGACUCCGUCUCAGAGACGACCCCGGGAGCCUGACGAAGACUCUUUAGAUGGCUUGCCCCAGUCGGCCUGCAAACGCCCCAAGCUCGAUGUCACACUAGACGAGUGGGACCUCUCAGGGCUUCCCUGGUGGUUUCUGGGUAAUCUGCGUAACAACUACAGUCGCAGAAGCAACGGCUCUACGGACAUCCACACUAAUCAACUGUCUCCUGCGCAGGAUGAGGACACAGCGAUCGUGUCGGACACGACGGACGACCUGUGGUUCCUGACGGAGGGGGGAAGUGAACAGGUGAGCGUGGAAAUGAAGGAGGCCGUGCUGGAAGAAGGGAGUGGAGGAGAAGGAGAGCCACCACCUGAAGAGGAGGGAGGAGGAAAAGAGGAGAAGGCUGAUAAGGAGAUGCAGGAGGAGCCAGAUGAGGACUCUCAGUGUCUGAGUGAUGAUACGGAUAUAGAGAUCUCUACACAGGAUGCAUGGCAGUGUACAGAGUGCAGGAAGUACAACUCUCCUCUCCAGCGCUACUGCGUACGCUGCUGGGCUCUACGCAAGAACUGGUACAAAGACGUCCCACGGUUGGUCCACUCACUUUCCGUCCCCGACAUCCCAGCAUGCAGUUCUCUGGCCCCGCGAGACGAUGAGGAGGAAAGCGACACAGGCAUUGACGUCCCAGACUGCCUCAGGACCGUGUCUGACCCCGUCAUCCUGCCCUCCCACUCCACCCCCGACCGCCUGCUGCCCCCCGGGGUUCCAGGGAAGGGAAAGGGUCCUAGGCCGCGAGCCCUUCCCAGGGAGGAGCAGCUCUCUGGGGGAGAGAGUCAGGAAAGCCUGGGGAUGGAAGUAGAGGUUAGGCCCGAGGCGCUGUUGGAGCCUUGUAAGCUGUGUCGGAUGCGUCCGCGUAAUGGGAGUAUUAUACACGGCCGCACGGCUCACCUGCUAACCUGCUUCUCCUGCGCCAGGAAGCUGCACAAGUUCCACGCUCCAUGUCCCGGCUGUGGACAGAUCAUACAGAAGGUUAUAAAGACAUUCAUAGCUUGAGAGGAUUGGAACACACAGAUGUAAUGUACCAGGUUAUUUAAAAUUGGAACAAGACACAAUCACUUGCAUCAAAAGCCAGUCAUACGCCCCAGAGAGACACAGAGUAUAGCACUUAGAAGAGCAUGUUCCCUUUUGCUCUCUGUUGCCUUGUUUUGCUUGUAUCACACUGCCUCUGAGCUAUGGCGCUAGUAAUGGAAGGUACAAACCCAGCAAUGUGUUUCUUGAAGUAUCCAACUAUAUAGUUUUCUCUGUGCCACAUUUCAUGAAAGUAAUUUGCUGCUCAAUGUAACACCAUAGGUAUUUAUUUAUUUGAGGGCCAAGCAGCACUGUACGUAUGAAAACGCAGCUGUCAUUGCAGUUAACUUUUUUGUUCCCGACGGAAGACCUGUUGAAUUUGUUUCCUAUUGGCCACUGUUGUAAGUGUCCAGAAAAAGUUUCUGCCAGUUGUCAGGCUGCUGAUGUGUUUGCUGCCAUACGCUAUAUUUUAUCCCUUAAAGACCGGUCUUCUCUCCCAAGGUUAAAAUGAUGGUAAGCUAGCUACACACUGGCUGACUACAUCUCCUCCAGUGAGAGCAAGUAUGAGUUCUCAUUGCCAUGUAUAUUCAUGGAGCCUCAGUGCUUUGGUGGUCCUCCUCUUCUCCCGUUUAGUCCUUUUGUUUUUGUUUUUCUAAUUUCUCUGCAGCGGUUUUUUUAGUGUGCUCUUGAAAAACAAAGACAAGGUGGAUUGAAAGGAGAUUUUCGAUACAUACUUUUACUGAUUUAUUGACCACGUUUUGGUUGCAAGGCCUAUUUUCAAGAUAAGUCAUUAAGAAACAUUUCCUUUUGAUCCCCUUGUCAUUGUUUUUCAAUAGUAUACAUACCCCCAGGGAGAAGUCUUUACCCUGCAGUGCUGAUCAGAAUGCUUUAUUGUCUUACUGUCCUUGUCCUUACUGUCCUACACACAAUGCAAGUGAAUGUACUCCACAGACAACUUUUGCUUCUCUUUUCAAAGGCUAGUUAGUAAAAAGUAGUUAAUAUUAACGAUAAUAACCAGUCUGAAAUAUAGGUGAAGAGUCACAUCUAUAGCCCUCAAUGUAGUGUUAUUGUAAAUUAGCCCAUCUCAGUAAGGAAAUACUUUUGUAUAUAUAGUGUAUGUGGACACCCCUUCAAAUUAGUGGUUUCAGUUAUUUCAGCCACACCCGUUGCUAAAUGGUGUAUGUAAUCGAGCACUCAGACAUGCAAUCUCCAUAGACAAACAUUGGCAGUAGAAUGGCUUUACUAAUGAGCUCAGUGACUUUCAACGUGGCACCUUCAUAAGAUGCCACCUUUACAACUAGUAAGUUCGUAAAAUUUCUGCCCUGCUAAAGCUCAACUGUAAGUGCUGUUAUUGUGAAGUGGGAACAUCUAGGAGCAACAACGGCUCAGGUGUGAAGUGGUAGGCCACACAAGCUCACAGAAUGGGACCGCCGAGUGCUAUAGCACGUAAAAAUCGUUUGUCCUUGAUUGUAACACACACUAUCAAGUUCCAAACUGCCUCUGGAAGCAACGUCAGCACAAAAACUGUUAGUCUGGAGCUUCAUGAAAUGGUUUUCCAUGGCCGAGCAGCCGCAUACAAGCCUAAGAUCACCAUGCGCAAUGCCAAGCAUCGGCUGGAAAGGUGUAAAACUUGCUGCCAUUGGACUCUGGAGCAGUGGAAACGCGUUCUCUGGCGUGAUGAAUCACGCUUCACCAUCUGGUAGUCCGACGGACAAAUCUUUUGUGAAGAAGGAAUAAUGGUCUGGGACAUUUUUUUUAAUGGUUGGGGCUAGGCCCCUUAGUUCCAGUGAAGAGAUCUUAACGCUCCAAUGACAUUCUAGACGUUUCUGUGCUUCCAACAUUAUGGCAAAAGUUUGGGGAAGGCCCUUUGCUGUUUUAGCAUAACAAUGCACUGUACACAAAGCGAGGUCCAUACAGAAAUGGUUUGUUGAGAUUGGUGUGGAAGAACUUGACUGGCCUGCACAGAGCCCUGACCUCAACCCCAUCGAACAGCUUUGAGAUGAAUUGGAACGCCAACUGUGAGCCAGGCCUAAUCGCCCAGCAUCAGUGCCCAACCUCACUAAUGCUCUUGUGGCUGAAUGCAAGCAAGUCCCUGCAGCAAUGUUCCAACAUCUAGUGGAAAUCCUUCCCAGAAGAGUGGAGGCUGUUGUAGCAGCGAAGGGGGGACCAACUCCAUAUUAAUGCCCAUGAUUCUGGAAUGAGAUGUUCAACGAGCAGGUGUCCACAUACUUUUGGUCAUGUAGUGUACCUACGUGCUAGGGCUGCCAUUUUUCCUUUCCAGACCAGUAUUUACUUUUUAGUCUUAAAUAUGAAUACUAAAAUAUUCACAAUCGCCAAUUUGCUUAAAUUCUAGUUCUGCUCGCUUUAAUUUCUCCAUUUUAGUGCAGUGAUUUUGAACUUGGCAAUUUCUUUAGACCUUUGAUUCAUUGUUUUCCUGUUUUAGGAGGUGUGCUUGAUAUUAGAAGUAUUUGUGAUCCUUUAAUUCCUCCACACAUAUAUUUUUUAUUUUUAUUUUUGUUAGCCUCUUCUAAUAUCGUACAUUUUAAAUCAGAUGAGUGUUGGGACAGUAAGUAUGGAGUUGUACAUCACUACACAGAAUACAGGCCUGCAAAGCCUUAUCACCUGUGCUAAGUUUGCCCCUUGAUAAUUACAAGAAAUAAAACAUUAAAGCGGCAAUUGCAGUUGAAACAAUAACAAAGUGUUUUCCCCGCUUCUGUUUCUGUCAAAAACAGGGAUUGGGCUGGAGAAAUGUAACCGCUCAAGUUCAUAUACAGAGCUAUGGCUGCUAAGGCCUGACCAUCUAUGAUAUCAAAAUAAUAGUUUUAACAAUGUUUUGAGGCGAUACAGUGCUUGUUUAAAUGUACUUUGUUUACCAACAUUCGAGUAAAUCAGUUUUCUUUUUGGGGUUCUGAUGGGGUACGACAGUUAAACAAACUAAGCUAAUGAGGCAUUUUAAGUUAGUCUUAAAAUCAAUACAACACAUAUUGCUACUGCCAAAUGGCUUUAGUAACUGCAGAUUUUCCCUUUUUUGAAGGGAGGACUAAAGGUCAAAUAUAAAAUUACAAGAUCUUAAGGUGUGAAUAAAGCUAUAUAGAUGAUGGUAAAGAAGGUGUUUUUUUUUUUUUUUUUUAGCUUUGUCUUCUAUUUUUAGAUGCAAACUUUGCACAGGUGGAAAUGCACAGUAAUACUAUACUUAUAGUAAUACUCAGGCUCUUUGUUUCUGGAGGCCAAUAGUAUUUCCUCUAUCUAAGGUAGACAAAGACGUGUGGGGUUUUCCCGAUGAUGGUGCAUAUGACUGUGCUUGUUGAGUUUUGUUUAAGGGAAGCGUUUCACUGCCAAACGUAAUGAUUGGUUUUUGCUUGUUUAUGUUAUUAUGGAAAUUGUUUUGGGUUUCAAUUGAUAUUGGUUCUGCAAUUAUUUGCUUGAAGAUGAUGUAUUGUUUCUGUGUGUACAAUACUGUUUUCUGUUAUGCUUUUGUGAAGGUCCUGAAUGGCAGGCUGCAGGCAGGUGACCUGAAACAAAGUGACCUGUCCUCUCCCGUCUCUCUACUGCUUGUAACAGACACUGUCAGGCCUACUCUGAGACAUACUGAAACAUUAACACGCACUUGUACAGAGAGCUCUUUAUUCCUUGUCCUAGCUGUGCCUGACUGAAGGGAAUGAUGGCCUUACCUUUCACCACUGUUCAGCUCUUUACUUGUACUUAUCCCCUCUGCCUCCAGGUGGUGCUCGAUAGCAGUGGUUCUCAGUGCUCCAAGAGCUCUCGCCCGUUGCAGCUGUAUAGUAUUAAACAUGUUAUAAUCUACAUAGAGUAUGGCUGAUUAGUGUGAGACUAAACCCAGCACUGUGCUGGUGAGAUAAUUAUACUAGCAAUGUGUAUAAAAGCUAUAUUAGAUCUGCUAUAUUGUAAAGGAACCCUGCUUUGAUCCCCUUGUAUUGCCCUACUCAUAUGCCACAGAGCUCUAACCUACGAUCUAACAUGGAGGCACAUCAGAAUGUGUCAUUGUUGUGGCUGUUGAAUACUGAGAAAGGCACCAAAUUCGGAAAGAUGUGAUAAGCAUGAAUGCAACAGAACAUUCCAGAAGAACAUGGUACACCCAAUAUGGCUGCCUGUCCUCAUGUCAUGGAACAUUGCUUUGAAUUGGAAUGUUAGUUCUGCUCAUUCUAAUUCUGUUUGUAGUGCUGUAUUAUGAAUAAAGUAACAAGUACAACUAA
This is a messenger RNA of Salmo salar (Atlantic salmon), 6194 nucleotides long. RefSeq names its product MDM4 regulator of p53 (gene mdm4). The record is from RefSeq and is a predicted model, not a curated record. Lineage: Eukaryota; Metazoa; Chordata; Actinopteri; Salmoniformes; Salmonidae. Gene Ontology annotation, molecular function: ubiquitin-protein transferase activity. Gene Ontology annotation, cellular component: nucleus. Gene Ontology annotation, biological process: regulation of cell cycle; negative regulation of apoptotic process; protein ubiquitination.